Molecule: messenger RNA, 1635 nt
Organism: Zingiber officinale
Lineage: Eukaryota; Viridiplantae; Streptophyta; Magnoliopsida; Zingiberales; Zingiberaceae
Product: aspartyl protease family protein 1-like
Exons: 8
Coding region: 1-1587 (528 amino acids)
Biological process (GO): proteolysis
Molecular function (GO): aspartic-type endopeptidase activity
Source: RefSeq, a predicted model, not a curated record
AUGUCUCCCUCCGCCGCCGCAAAUCCCCUCCUCCUCCUCAUCGCCGCCGCGCUAGCCGCGCUGACGGCCGUUAAGCCGGCGGCGGCCGACACGAUCAGCUUCGAAUUGCACCACAAGUUCUCCGCUCGCGUGCAGGAGUGGACGGCGAGCCGCGGCGGCGGCGGCGGCGGAGACCUGCCGGCGAAGGGCACCGCCGAGUUCUACGCCGCGCUCGCCCAGCACGACCGCCGCCUCCACGGUCGCUUACUCGCGCCCUCCGACAACUCCUCCGCCGAGCUGCUCGCCUUCUCCCCAUACGGCAACGUAACAGCCAGAAUCGACAGUCUGGGAUCUUUGUACUAUGCAUUUUUGGAGGUAGGGACGCCGAAGCAGGAGUUCCUGGUGGCGCUGGACACCGGCAGUUAUCUCUUCUGGCUGCCAUGCGACUGCCUGCAGUGCGCCCCGAGCUACAACUCUUAUUUAAACCUGACCCUCAACACCUACAGCCCCGGCAAUUCCUCGACCAGCCAGUCGGUGCCCUGCAGCAGCAGCCUCUGCCAAGCCAGCUGCCCGGCUAACUCCAGUUGCCCGUACGAAAUGUUGUACGCGGACGGCAGCACCACUUCCGGAGUGCUCGUCGCCGAUACCUUGUACUUGAUGACGGAGGGCGGCGCAGCCCCUCUCUCCGUAGAACCGACCGUCGUAUUUGGGUGCGGAAUGAACCAGACCGGUGGUUUCCUCACGGCCGGAUUUGGCCUCUUUGGGCUCUCAAUCAAUUCACUCGCCGUGCCUAAUAUGUUGGCUAGCAACGGACUCAUUUCAAACUCAUUCUCCAUGUGCUUCUCGGAGGACCAUCUAGGCCGACUUGAUUUCGGCGACAAAGGCAGCCCGCAACAACAAGAAACUCCACUCGUAGGGAGGAAUUACUAUGCGAUCAAGAUAACGACAACGAUUGUGGGGAACACUACGAUUGCAAGACCGUUCACAGCCAUAGUCGACUCGGGCACUUCUUUCACCUACUUGGUCGAACCAAUAUACUCAAGUUUUACCAAAAGCUUCGAUUCGCAAGUACAGGAAAGAAGGAUCCCACCCAGCCAGGACCUGCUCUUUGAUUACUGCUAUUAUCUCAACCCAAAUCAAUCAACUAUUCGGGGUCCUAUCACUCUUUUUGUUACGGAGGGUGGAGGAAAUUUUCCUGUGCACGAUCCUAUUGUUUGGUUAAUCGACAAGCGAUCUUCUGCUCCUGUUGCUUAUUGCCUUGCAGUGUUUAGUACAUCCGAAGCAUUUAGUAUUAUAGGAGAGAAUUUCUUCACUGGCCUUCGCAUGGUCUUCGAUCGUGAAAGGAUGAUUUUAGGCUGGGAGAAUUCUGAUUGUUAUAAGAGCAUUGCAUCAUCGACUAUUUCACCUUCUUCUUCUCCACCAUCACCGUCGGCAAGGCCAUCUUCACCGCCAUCGUCCCCACUGACGCUGACAUCCUCACCGGGUAAUUCACCAUCAAGUCCAAUAGAACCGAGACUCAUCCAAGGCGGAGGUGGUUCGUGCUUGAGAGCCGGGAGGAGCAUGCUUCUCAUGGUGCCUAUUUUCUUUGUGGCAAUGGCACUCAUCUAAUAUGCUCAAUGCUUUGAUUGCUUAUCCAUUUGGUGAUUCAAGAUAGUU